Molecule: messenger RNA, 2320 nt
Organism: Epinephelus fuscoguttatus (brown-marbled grouper)
Lineage: Eukaryota; Metazoa; Chordata; Actinopteri; Perciformes; Serranidae
Gene: acadl
Product: acyl-CoA dehydrogenase long chain
Exons: 11
Coding region: 54-1382 (442 amino acids)
Biological process (GO): long-chain fatty acid catabolic process; fatty acid beta-oxidation using acyl-CoA dehydrogenase; carnitine metabolic process, CoA-linked
Cellular component (GO): mitochondrion
Molecular function (GO): flavin adenine dinucleotide binding; long-chain fatty acyl-CoA dehydrogenase activity
Source: RefSeq, a predicted model, not a curated record
UGCUUCUACCUCUCUACGUGACCAGUGUCAUCGUCCUCCUGCUUUAAUCCAAGAUGUUUCUUAAAUAUGUCAGCAAAACUUGUCUUUUGGGACUGAGAAAUGUCUCUGGGCGAGGACAGGUGCUCUCUGUGGCUGCUGCAAGGCUACAGCACAGUCAAGCCCAGGAUCAUGGGCAGCCUGCCCCAUCAACCCGUCUAGAAACCUCCAGUGCCAAGACCUUGAUGGACAUCGGGACCCGCCGGAUCUUUACUGAGGACCAUGAUAUCUACAGACAAAGUGUCCGGCGCUUCUUUCAAGAUGAAGUGGCUCCACACCACAAGGAGUGGGAGAAGGCAGGUCAGGUGAGCAGGGAGGUGUGGGAGAAGGCUGGUGAGCAAGGGAUGCUAGGAGUGUUGAUACCAGAGGAGCACGGUGGCAUCGGAGCAGACGUGUUUUCUGCGGCUGUCGUGUGGGAGGAGCAAAUGUACUCCAACUGCUCAGGGCCGGGUUUUCUCCUGCACUCCGACAUCGUCAUGCCCUACAUCUCCAACUAUGGUAGCAAGGAACAGAUUGAACGCUUCAUCCCUGACAUGACUGCUGGGAAAUGCAUCGGCGCUAUUGCCAUGACAGAGCCGGGAGCAGGCAGUGAUCUUCAAGGUGUGAAGACGUACGCCAAGAAGGAUGGCAGCGACUGGAUCCUCAAUGGCAGCAAGGUGUUCAUCACAAAUGGUUGGAUGGCUGACUUAGUGGUGGUUGUGGCUGUGACUAACCGUGAGGCAAAGUCAGUGGCACAUGGCAUCAGUCUGUUUCUAGUGGAGAAUGGCAUGAAGGGCUUCCAAAAAGGACGCAAGCUGGAGAAGAUCGGUCUGAAGGCCCAGGACACAGCUGAACUGUUUUUUGAGGAUGUGCGACUCCCAGCUAGCGCCCUCCUGGGAGGACUCAACAAGGGUUUCUACUACCUGAUGAACGAACUGCCUCAGGAGCGUCUGGUGAUUGCUGGCAUGGCCAUUGCGAGCUGUGAGUUCAUGUUUGAGGAAACCAGGAACUACGUGAUGCAGAGGAAAGCUUUCGGCAAGACGGUCGCUCAUCUCCAGACUGUUCAACACAAGCUGGCAGAGUUGAAGACUGAAAUCUGUGUGGGCCGAUCCUUCAUAGAUAACUGCCUUCAGCUCCACGCUGAGAAACGCCUGGAUGCCGCAACAGCUUCCAUGGCCAAGUUCUGGGCUUCUGACCUCCAGAUUAAGGUGGCCACUCAGUGCCUGCAGCUCCACGGAGGCUGGGGCUACAUGUGGGAAUACCCCAUUGCCAAGGCGUUUGUGGACUCCCGUAUUCAGCCUAUCUACGGAGGCACCAACGAGAUCAUGAAAGAGCUCAUCGCCCGCACCAUCGUCAGCCAGAAGUGAGAACUUUGGAUGUUUUCACGGUGGAGGCGCACUGGGGAAAGUGGGAUGCUUUGCACAGGUGUUUUUUCUUAGUUCACCAUUUGUGUAAAUUGGGUUAAAGCAGGUGUCUCUGGGGUUUCUUAGACAGAGCAGGGACCCCUACUGCAUAUCGUCCUAUUGUUGAAAGUUGCUUGUUAAACUGGGCCUACAGUAAGGUAAUGUAGGGCAGUCUAAAGUGCCAUCUAUAAACUUACCUUUUUAUUCAUUCAUACAUCAUGUUUGUCUCUGAAGUGGAUGGUAUUUCUGAAUCUCAUGCUCGAAAAAUUACAAAGCAAUCCACUGUGGCUCACAAGGAUGUUGGUACACUUGAAAUAAUAAUACAGCUUACUGGCCAGUGUGUAUCAAUAGCACGUAACUGUUAGCUUACUAGUUUGCCUCGCUGUUAUAAACCGGUGCUGCACAGUAAUUAAGGGUUACCUAGCUAACAUGAUUGCACAAGGUUUCAAGGGUAAUAGUCUAUCAUGAAUGCCGUGUGCCUUGAAUGACCUACCUCUUACAGAUGGAAAAUUAAAUUUGUUGAUUUUAAAGGCUGACAGAAAAUAGACAGAGCACAAAAUGCUAAGCAUUGUAUGAACAAAACCUUCAAUGACCUCAGUCAAACAUGUUGUAUUUCACAUUGUUGGUACAAAAAACAACAACUUAUUUUUAUGUUUGCUUCUGUCCACUCACUGUAGCGGUAGUCGUGUGUAUAGAAUAUAUUGUAUAUAUUGCACUAAAAAUAAUAGAUUCCAGCCAGAAAGUAUUUUUGUAAAUGAUUGGGUUGUUUAUUGAUAUUGUGUUGAGUAUGUAGCUGCAUAAAAGAUUAAUUAAUCAGAUCUAUGUGCCUUUAUGUCAACACUGAAAUUGUCCAACUAUGGCUGUCCACCUGAUGAAAUAAAUGAAGUUCACACAAUGUUUAA